Molecule: messenger RNA, 3821 nt
Organism: Hemibagrus wyckioides
Lineage: Eukaryota; Metazoa; Chordata; Actinopteri; Siluriformes; Bagridae
Gene: pla2g4ab
Product: phospholipase A2, group IVAb (cytosolic, calcium-dependent)
Exons: 18
Coding region: 232-2454 (740 amino acids)
Biological process (GO): glycerophospholipid catabolic process
Cellular component (GO): cytosol; Golgi apparatus; nucleus
Molecular function (GO): calcium-dependent phospholipid binding; calcium ion binding
Source: RefSeq, a predicted model, not a curated record
UUGUUUGUGACCAGGGGCGUGUUUAACAGCAGGAGGAAAGGCCAGUGAUCUCCAGCACCUCCUCCUGUUCCUCAAGUCAUGAUUGCGCUGCAGCGCGCGCUCGUGCGCACGACAGACGUUUUCUUAACAUCUUCGGAUGAGAGUUCCUACUACAUAAGAGUUCUUCAUCAGAGGGCCAGAUUUUUAUGUGGACAGGAGAUCCAGUCCUAAUCACCUCAUGUAAAGCCCACUAUGUCUGCCAUUGAUCCUUAUCAGUACAUCAUCGUAGAGCAGCAGUAUUCCCACAAAUUGAAAGUGAAAGUGCUUCGGGCAGAAAAUGUCACCAAAGGAGCUCUGGGUGAUUUGUUGGACACCCCAGACCCCUACGUGGAGCUGUUCAUUCCCACAGCUCCUGAGAGCAGGAAGAGGACACGACACAUCGAUAAUGACAUCAACCCGGAGUGGGACGAGAGCUUCGAGUUCAUCCUGGACCCAAACCAGCACAAUGUUCUGGAGCUGACGCUAAUGGACGCUAAUUAUGUAAUGGAUGAAACACUGGGCAUGACGUCAUAUCCCAUUUCCAACCUCAAAGUGGGACAGAAGGAAAUGGUGCCUUUUCUCAUUGGAAAAACCACCAAGGUGCAUUUAGAGCUUGGUCUGGAAGUUUGUUCAGCUAAUGACCUGCGCUUCAGUCUCGCUCUGUGUGACAAAGAGAAGCUGUACAGACAGAGGCGAAGAGAGCGGGUCAUGCUGGGCAUCAAGAAACUGCUGGACAUGGAGAAGCCUCAAUUCCUGCCCUCUAAUCCCCAGGAGGUACCUGUCAUAGCAGUGGUAGGAUCCGGUGGCGGGUUCAGGGCGAUGGUCGGCUUCUCAGGGGUCAUGAAGGCAUUGUACGAGUCGGGAGUUCUGGACUGCGCUACAUACAUCGCUGGCCUGUCUGGCUCUACAUGGUACAUGUCUACGCUGUACUCUCACCCGGAGUUCCCUAAGAAAGGCCCAGAGCAGAUAAACCAGGAGUUAAUGAAGAGCGUGAGCAGCAACCCUCUCCGCCUGCUCCUGCCGCAGCACAUCACAAACUAUGUCCAGGCUCUGUGGACCAAAAAGUCUGGUGGGCAGCCGGUCACCUUCGCAGACAUCUUUGGCAUGCUGAUCGGGGAAACACUUAUUCCUAAUCGGAUGGACAGUAAAUUGAGUGAAAUGCAGGAGAAAAUUAACGAAGCGCAGUCUCCGAUGCCACUGUUCACCUGCCUGCAUGUUAAACCAGAUGUGUCUGAGCUCAUGUUUGCUGAUUGGGUGGAGUUCAGUCCUUAUGAGAUUGGCAUGUCUAAAUACGGCACGUUCAUGUCUCCUGACCUUUUUGGCAACAAAUUCUUCAUGGGAACCGUGGUUAAGAAAUACGAGGAGAAUCCUCUGCACUUCCUAAUGGGUGUCUGGGGCAGUGCCUUCUCCAUUCUUUUUAACAGAGUACUGGGGGUAAAUGAUGUUCCUGGGGGCAGCACCAUGGAGGAGGAGCUGGAACAUAUAAAACCUGAGCAUAUUGUGGGAGAAGACAAUCUCGACAAUGAUGAAGAGCCACGCAAAGUGGACAACCAGAGCGACCAUCAGCAUGCUCAGGCCAGCUGGAUGCAGCGAAUGGUCACCUCGCUGUUCAGUGACUCCACUCUGUUUAACACACGUGAGGGCAGAGCAGGAAAAGUGCACAACUUCAUGCUGGGUCUCAACCUGAACACUAGCAUCCCGUUCUCACCCUUCAGUGACAUCCUGACCCAGAACGGUCCUGAGGAGGAGGUGGAUGCUGUAACUGAUCCCUAUGAGUUUGAUCGCAUCUAUGAGCCACUAGAUGUAAAGAGCAAGAAGAUCCAUGUUGUGGACAGUGGACUGACCUAUAAUCUGCCCUAUCCUUUGAUCCUGAGACCCCAGAGGGGCGUUGACCUCAUUAUCUCCUUUGACUUCUCGGCCCGGCCGAGUGACACCAGUCCUCCGUUCAAGGAGCUUUUGUUGGCUGAGAAAUGGGCACGAAUGAACAAGCUUCCAUUUCCCAGAAUUGAUCCCAAAGUGUUCGACCGGGAAGGAAUGAAAGAGUGCUACGUCUUUAAGCCCAGUAAAGGUGACAAGAACUGCCCCACUGUCAUUCAUUUUGUCUUAGUUAACCUGGACUUCAGGAAGUUCAAAGCCCCAGGAGUUCCUCGAGAGACUGAACAGGAAAAAGAGUUUGCUGACUUUGACAUCUUCGAUGACCCUGAAACACCAUAUUCCACCUUUAACUUCCAGUAUUCCAACAAGGCCUUCACUCAGCUGCAUGACCUCAUGGAGUUCAACACGCUUAACAACAUUGAGGUGAUCAAAGAGGCCAUGAAGGAGAGCAUCGUGUACAGGAAGGAGAAUCCGUCUCGCUGCGCUGUGUCCCUUUCUCUCAGUGAGAUACAGAACAAAAAGUUUUUGAAGAGAGAUCCCAGAGGGCUCGUGCACAACUGAGCUGAUUAUAAACUGAUCAAAGCUCUGAGUAGAGCUGAACUGCUCACAAAUUCUUAUUUCAUUUCAUUAUAUGAUUUUAAAUGACGGUAAUGAUCGAAGGCUGAUCCUGGAAAGAUUGUAAAUUCGUACCUGUGUAUAUCACUGUCUGACCACAUGUAGAGAAAUGGAAACUUUAAAUUCAAUUAAAUGAAUAUGACUUAUUCUGUUUUAUCACACAUUAUUUGGAGAUUUUUCUCUUUCUAAUCCCGUGUGCUUUUUUUUGCUUAACCCUAGUUCUAUCUGAACAUCGCUUAGUUCAGAGAUCUUUUAAUUUUAUUUUCCUCAGAUCUGUUUUUUCUGUCUUCGUAGCUCAUGCUCUUGCUCCAUCGAAUAUUUAUGUUAUUUAUGUUAUCAUCAAAUAUUUAUGUUAAUCAAACUUUUGCGAUAAAAUAAGCCACAUUGUAUACAUUGUAGAAUAUAAGAAUGUUGCCUACAUGAGCAAAAAUUGUGUACUACUUUUUGUGCCACAGUCUCACCAUCAGUGCAGCAGCACAGUGACGAUGUACAGCACAGAGAUUUAACUACAGUUUGCUUUGGAGAAGCUGCUGCUGCUUCCACUGAAUAAUAACUGGAGUGGUCAGUGAAAGUGUAACGUAACAGAACUGUCUGACUCUUCAUCUGGUGAUGAACAUAUACUAUAUGAUAUAAUAGGAUGUGAUAUUAUGAUGUGAUGUAAUAUAAAAUGAUAUUAUGUGAUGUGAUGUGAUAUAAUAUGAUGUGUGUCCAGUCCAGAGCCACAUAUGAAAAAUGGCAUAAAUCUGAAAACCUGCCAAAAAAAUCGACCAUAGUGUCACAUUCAGAUCAUUACGACUGUGUGGCUUAAAGCUUUAAUGGGAAUUGUUUUCAGUAUAAAUCUGUCUCUGUCUCUGCCUCUCUCACAGAACAGAUUUAUAGUGAAAACAAUAAGUCUAACAAUAAAAUUAAAGCACAGGGAAAGAGCAGUGGAGCAGAGUGACAUACAACAGGAUUACAGACUCGCCGGACGUCAGUGGCAUGUUGUGGAGUUUUACAUGAUUUCACGUGUAAAGUCGAGUAGAACUGCAACACAGAGAGGACUCUUUUUUUUCAAAAUAAUAUUAAUAAAGCCAUCAAAUCACACUCCUGUUGAAUAUUGAGUGGAUAAACCCUUCAGACACUCCACUGUAAUGUUCAACAUGAUUUACAGCAUUUUCUUCAUCAAAAAUGUUUUACAAUGAGAGACACUUUUCUGACCGAUUAAUGGAGCAUCCCAACAUCCAGUCCUCUCUGAAGGGAUAAUGAUUGUUUUCUUUUUAUGAAAAAAGCUAAAUUUUAAUAAUUUCUGUAUUUAUUAAAAAGAUCUUAUUGAG